Messenger RNA from Hibiscus syriacus, 811 nucleotides. Its product is annotated as 54S ribosomal protein L17, mitochondrial-like. Gene Ontology annotation, cellular component: mitochondrial large ribosomal subunit. Lineage: Eukaryota; Viridiplantae; Streptophyta; Magnoliopsida; Malvales; Malvaceae. The record is from RefSeq and is a predicted model, not a curated record. Gene Ontology annotation, molecular function: structural constituent of ribosome. The coding region runs from base 68 to 757 and encodes 229 amino acids. The transcript is spliced from 7 exons.
GAAGAGAAAAUCUUCAACGCAACCCUGUUUGGCCCACAAGAAAAUACAGAGAAGAAAUAGGUAGAGAAUGCGCAGAUCGUUAACAUCGCUGCUUCGACCACUCGCGGGGGCGCGUGGGUUUUCCACGAGCUCCGAGAAAAUUGUGGCCUCCGUUCUGUUCGAGAGAUUACCCGUCGUUAUUCCCAAAAUGGAUCCUGUGGUUUAUGCGUUUCAAGAGUUCUCCUUUCGGUGGCGGCAGCAAUAUAGACGCAAAUAUCCUGAUGAGUUCUUGGACAUGUCUAAAUCUAGGGGAAAAGGUGACUACCAAAUUGACUAUGUUCCAGCUCCAAGGAUCACUGAAGCUGACAAAACAAAUGACAGAAAGUCAUUGCAGAGGGCACUUGAUAGAAGACUGUAUCUUCUUCUUUAUGGUGAUAGUAAUGGAGCUCCUAGUGGGAAACCUGUGUGGCAUUUUCCAGAAAAAGUUUACGAUUCCAAGGAAACAUUGCGCAAGUGUGCAGAGUCUGGCUUAGAAUCUGUACUUGGAGACCUUUCUAACACUUACUUCGUUGGGAAUGCUCCCAUGGGGCAUAUGGUUAUAGAGCCGAAGGAGAAUGUGCCCGAACCAUAUAAGCGAUUCUUCUUCAAGUCUCAAGUGAUUGAUACCAACAAGUUCAACAUCCGGAAAUGCGAGGAUUUUGUCUGGGUGACCAAGGAUGAACUGUUGGAAUAUUUUCCUGAAGAAGCUGAAUUUUUUAAGAAGAUGAUUAUCAGCUGAUGGCAGAUUGUUCCUUUUGAUUUCCAAGCCGUAGUCUUUCUUAUAACCCAUUUA